Molecule: messenger RNA, 1999 nt
Organism: Diuraphis noxia (Russian wheat aphid)
Lineage: Eukaryota; Metazoa; Arthropoda; Insecta; Hemiptera; Aphididae
Product: NAD(P)H oxidoreductase RTN4IP1, mitochondrial
Cellular component (GO): mitochondrion
Molecular function (GO): oxidoreductase activity; zinc ion binding
Source: RefSeq, a predicted model, not a curated record
AAAACGACUAAAAAAAAAAAUAGUCGUUUUUUUUUUUUAUAAUAGCUUCUGGAAACGUUAUCUAUAUAAACAAAUCCUCCGUGGAAUGUUUUUUUACGGUCACAAAAUCAAAACGUUCAAUUUCCCUAGAAGUACAGUAUUUUAAUUUAAUUUUUUCUAAUUAAAUCUUAAAGUUUAACUUUAAAAUGUUAUCAUUUAGCGUUAUCACACUCGAUCGUUAUCAAUUAAUCAUUAAUUUACAUUUUCAAUUACCCAUCUUUUUUUUUGUUUUUAACAUGAUACAAGCAUUACAAGCACAGAAUAUAUGAAAUUAAAUUUGUCCGUUGUUUGGAGAUUUUUCAUUUCAACUUUCAUAUUGGCCGGUAGGUACCUACUUGCUCGAUAUUUCGUCAUUACCAGUUAUCAACGCCGUCAAUCCGUCAUUGCCGCAGCAGGUCUAAACUACAACACAAUCUGUUAUGUGAAUUGUUUUUUCGUCUAUCCACGGCGCGCGAGAUAAUAAUCAUUUUUCACCGCUCGCUGCGCCAGUCUUGUGUGUGUGACGUCUCGCCCGUAGUUCGAAUUUAGAAAAGACUUCUGCUGCCAUCCAGUUAUAACGCUCGCCCGCCUAUCGCGUCAACACGAGGUGUAGGUAAAUACUUUGGUGCCCAUAUAAAUCAGCUGUGCCACAACGAGAUGACGAAGACGGAUGUUUCUGCUGCUGCGGACGGCGGACGAUCGUGGCCCGACCGGAUGACGGCGUGGCAGAUUGACACUUACGCGCCGUUUGGAGACUCGGCCAAGCUCAACGACAAGGCAGAGUCGCCCGCGUCCCUCGGGCCCAAAGAUGUUUUGGUUCGUGUCAAGGCAUCGUCCGUCAAUCCCAUCGACGUCCUCAUGGCCGAGGGUUAUGGUCAAGUGCUAUUGAGCAGAGUCCGGCAGGCAAAAAAGAAGUCGUUUUUCAGGCCAGUUGAGUUCCCGUUGAUUUUGGGACGAGAUUUCGCUGGUGAAGUAGUUGCAAAAGGAGCUGAAGUUGGCUCAGAACACUUGGACAUCGGCGACGCCAUUCUGGGUGUCGUAGCUCCUUACCAGACUGGCUGUCAUGCCGAAUUCGUCACCGUUCCCGUAACUCAGGUAGCCAAGAAGCCAGAUCAUAUGUCUUUUGAGGAAGCAGCAAGCUUGUUAUACACAGGCCUAACCUCUUGGUGUGCCUUGACAUCGGCUGGUGGCCUGAACGCUUCGAACGCUGCCGACAAGAACGUAUUGGUCAUCGGCGGAUCCGGUGGUGUUGGUAAUAGUGCKAUACAGAUACUCAAGUCGUGGAAUGCCAAGGUAACUACCACCUGUAGUACAAAUGCCAUAAAUUUAGUGAAAGGACUUGGACCAGAUAAUAUCAUUGACUACACUACUGAAGAUGUGCAAAAACAGUUGGAACAAUAUGGAAAGUACGACCUGAUUCUGGACGCGGCCGGAAUACCAUAUGAAGAUAUCGGCAGCGCAUACACGCCGCUGUUGAAACCUUGGUCAUGGGCAAAAUUCAUCACCCUCCGCAGUCCCGUGUUGCACAAUACUGACGCGUACGGAAUGGUUUUCGGCAUGCUGAAGAACAUGUACGACCUAAUGGCGCCRAACGUCUGUUCGGGCGCCGUGUUCAAAGGAUCCACGAUCCGUUGGGGUUUUUUCAUGCCCGCUGAGCGCGGAGUUGAGGAGCUUGCUCGGCUGGCAGUGGAAAAGAAGAUCACCGUUCCUGUCGACAGCGUUUACGGGUUUGUAGACAUGAAGGAAGCGUUCAACAAGGUCAAGGGCGGACACCUCCGCGGCAAAGUGGUCGUYACGUUUAAAGAAAAGUAACGGAAAUGUCGGUGUUAACCUCGAAUUUCAGAACUUUGAUGUCUGGAUAGUUCAUGAUAAAGCCAUUUUCUACCGGAACACAUUAAUGUCUUCCCAAGAAAUAUAUUAUCAUCUCUUCUAUAAAUUAUAAUGAUUGAUUUCUUACUUAAAUCUAUGUUUUUAUAUUCUU